AUGAUAUCUUCCUCAGCAUAUACGUCUUCAUUUAAUGCAUAUUAAGGAAUUAGAGAUUUUUAAUUAUUUAUCAGACCUAUUCUAAAUUAUGAUUUUUGCUUUGAUGAAAAUAUCUAUCCAUUUGAUGGAUGCUUUGCUGAGAUUUAUGAUUGUGUUGAAGGUUGUUCAAACUGUUUAAGAGGUGUAUGUUUGGAAUGUUAAGGAGGAUGGUAAUAUUAUGAAUAAAAUAAGAAUUGUUUACCAAUAUGUGGUGAUUCUAUAAUUACAUAUUUUGAAGAAUGUGAUGAUGGUAACACAUAUCAAUAUGAUGGGUGUUAUUAAUGUAAAUACUCAUGUUAAUAAGAUUGUUUAUUAUGUGAAUUUGGAUAAUGUUUGAGAUGGAAAACUUCAUACUUAGAAUUUUAAAAUUAGUCUUAUAGUGACAAUUUAAAUCUGAAAUUACCAAUUGCACAGAAAAAUAAAAAUCACAAUUAAUGCUAAUAUUUGUAUGAUUCAUUAGAAUGUUAUUAAUAUAUAAAUGAAUUAACUUGGUUAUUUUUAACUUGUGAAUCUUAAUAUUAGAUGAAUGAAAAGAGAUUAAAAUAAUAUAGUAAAAAGAAAUGUGGAGAUUUAAUUAUUACAUGUGAUGAGGAGUGUGAUGAUGGUAAUCAAGUAGAGUAUGAUGGAUGUUAUAUGUGUAAAUAUUCAUGUCCAUUGAAUUGUAGUAAAUGUUAAUUUGGAAAAUGCAAAUAAUGUUAACCUAGAUAUGAAUUAAUAAAUGGAUAUUGUAAAUAUAAUUGUGAUGGUUAUGAGAUUUAUGAUGAUUAAGAAAAUAGAAAUUGUAUUAAUCGAAUUAUUAAUUUGAUUGAGAAUGGUGAUUAAUAACAUUAUUUAUUUAAUAACUAAAAUUCAUAAUAUAAAUUAGUAAGUAGUCUAACAUGCAACCUAAAAGAUUUUGGAAUCUUUGGAUAUUUUUAUAAUUAAUGUAGAACACCAGUUAUACAAUAUUGUAAGGAAAGUCUUUAUGAUAAAUGUCUAGAAUGUGAUGAAUAUUAUAAAUUGGAAAAUAAUAUAUAGAUAUGUACUCCCUUAUGUAAUGAUGGAAUUGUAAUAGAGAGAGAAUAAUGUGAUGAUAAAAACAACAUAUAAUUUGAUGGAUGUUACAAAUGCUAAUAAAGUUGUUUAUUGGAAUGUUUAAAUUGUGUUGGAAAUAAAUGUUAUUAAUGUCUUGAUGGUUGGCAACUUAUAGAUUAUAGUUGUUAUCAAUAUUGCGGAGAUGGUUAAGUAGCUAAAUCUUNAACCUAAAUUAGAUUACUUUAACAAUUAGAUAGAAAUCUAGUACUAGGUAUACAUCAAGUUAUUCUGCUUAUUAUGGAAUUAGAGAUUUUUAAUUAUUUCUUAAAACAUAUGAUAAUUGUUUUGAUGAUAAUAUUUAACCAUUUGAUGGAUGUUUUGCUAAUAUUUAUGAUUGUAUUAUAGGUUGUUCAAAUUGUGUAAGAGGUAUAUGUUUGAAAUGUUAAGAUGGAUGGGAAUAUUAUGAAUAGAAUAAGAAUUGUAUACCGAUAUGUGGUGAUUCAAUAAUAACUUAUUUUGAAGAAUGCGAUGAUGGUAACACAUAUCAAUAUGAUGGGUGCUAUUAAUGUAAAUACUCAUGUUAAUAAGAUUGUUUAUUAUGUGAAUUUGGAUAAUGUUUGAGAUGGAAAACUUCAUACUUAGAAUUUUAAAAUUAGUCUUAUAGUAACAAUUUAAAUCUGAAAUUACCAAUUGCACAGAAAAAUAAAAAUCACAAUUAAUGCUAAUAUUUGUAUGAUUCAUUAGAAUGUUAUUAAUAUAUAAAUGAAUUAACUUGGUUAUUUUUAACUUGUGAAUCUUAAUAUUAGAUGAAUGAAAAGAGAUUAAAAUAAUAUAGUAAAAAGAAAUGUGGAGAUUUAAUUAUUACAUGUGAUGAGGAGUGUGAUGAUGGUAAUCAAGUAGAGUAUGAUGGAUGUUAUAUGUGUAAAUAUUCAUGUCCAUUGAAUUGUAGUAAAUGUUAAUUUGGAAAAUGCAAAUAAUGUUAACCUAGAUAUGAAUUAAUAAAUGGAUAUUGUAAAUAUAAUUGUGAUGGUUAUGAGAUUUAUGAUGAUUAAGAAAAUAGAAAUUGUAUUAAUCGAAUUAUUAAUUUGAUUGAGAAUGGUGAUUAAUAACAUUAUUUAUUUAAUAACUAAAAUUCAUAAUAUAAAUUAGUAAGUAGUCUAACAUGCAACCUAAAAGAUUUUGGAAUCUUUGGAUAUUUUUAUAAUUAAUGUAGAACACCAGUUAUACAAUAUUGUAAGGAAAGUCUUUAUGAUAAAUGUCUAGAAUGUGAUGAAUAUUAUAAAUUGGAAAAUAAUAUAUAGAUAUGUACUCCCUUAUGUAAUGAUGGAAUUGUAAUAGAGAGAGAAUAAUGUGAUGAUAAAAACAACAUAUAAUUUGAUGGAUGUUACAAAUGCUAAUAAAGUUGUUUAUUGGAAUGUUUAAAUUGUGUUGGAAAUAAAUGUUAUUAAUGUCUUGAUGGUUGGCAACUUAUAGAUUAUAGUUGUUAUCAAUAUUGCGGAGAUGGUUAAGUAGCUAAAUCUUCAAUGGAAUAAUGUGAUGAUGGCAAUUAUAAUGAUGGAGAUGGAUGUUAUGAAUGUAAAUUUGAAUGUUUUCCAUUUUGCAAAUCUUGUGCUGAUAGAAAUACAUGUUUGGUUUGUGAAAAAUAUUUCGAAUUAUUUAACAAUUCAUGUAAACCGAUAUGUGGAGAUGAUUAUAUUAUAAUUGGAUUAGAAGAAUGUGAAGAUGGAAAUGAUAUACCUUAUGAUGGUUGUUUUAAUUGUUAAUUUUAGUGUGAAAAAGAAUGCUAAAUUUGUAAAUCAGGAUUAUGUAUUGAAUGCAUUGAAGGAUAUAUGAUUAUAAAGGAUUAUUGUGAAGUUAAUAAUUAAACUUAAAUUAUGGAUGAUGAAGAAGAUACAUAAAUAUAAAAAAAAUGUGGAAAUGGUAUUUAUUCUAAUGAUGAAGAAUGUGAUGAUGGUAAUUUAUUUCAGAAUGAUGGCUGUUCAAUUUUAUGUGAAAUUGAAUUUAAUUGGUUUUGUAAUAACUAACUAAAUAAAUCUAGUAUUUGUACUCCUUAUACUAUUAUUUAAUUGUAAUAUCUUAAUAUAACUUAAUCGAUUUAAUAUGUUUAAUUAUCAUUUUCUAAUAAAGUUAAAUUAAAUGA
This is a messenger RNA of Paramecium pentaurelia, 3193 nucleotides long. The record is from the annotation of a GenBank genome assembly. Lineage: Eukaryota; Ciliophora; Oligohymenophorea; Peniculida; Parameciidae.